AUGCCACUCUCCAAGCUCACGCGGAGCAUACGCAAGUUCCGCAAUAAGAACACACCAGCACAGUCAGAUGGAUCCAGUGAUGCGUCGGCGACCUCCAGCACAUCUGCAAUAAUCUCGACAAAUGCUCCCUUCGGUACAGUCGCCGAGGGUAAAGUGGUCUCGCGACACGUCGGAUUCGAACAAAGCACCGAUUGUGCUCCGCCGCUCUCGCGCGAAGUCCAGAUCCCAGUCCCCGAACUGGUCCCAGAACCUGACAUCAACAUGCCGAAAUGGAGCCUUCCCGUCGCGACUGCACUAAUUCUACACGCUAUGGACAGCGCACUCGCGGAGCUUGCGCCCAUCCAAGACAAGCUCAACGCUGGACCAACGCACUCUCCGCGCUCACCGAACCCUCUCAAAGAACGGGGUGAGCAGCUCGCCAUGCUCGCCAAUCGGGGCUGUGAAGCUGUGUCGAGCGAUGUCGGGGCUCUGGCAGCUUCAGAUGUCGCGCAGAAGAUUGAGCGCGGCAUCCAACGCUUCGCCGACAACAUCCCUUGGCUCAUGAAAAGUCUCGAUGAGCUCGCGAAGAUCCAUCCCGCUGUGACAGUGGCCGUUCUGGCUUUCAAAGCCGUCUACUACCUGGAGUCGACGCGCCAGGAGAAUGACCGAAGGGUCAUGACCUUGUACGUGACCAUGAAAGACGUGAUGGUCGCCAUGGUGCAACUCAAAGACAUAGAGAGCACCUCCCAUCGAGGGCUCGAUGGACAAGCGAUCGAGGAUCGACUGGAGGCGCUCUCGAAACAGACGGCGGCAGAUAUCAAAGCGUGCGCCAACCUGUGCGACACGUUCCUCAAGAAGCGCACCUUGGCGCGCGUCUUCAAAGGCCCCAUAUGGGCCGACAAGCUGGCAUCCUGGGUCGAUGUCUUCACCGAGCGGAAGGGCGGCUUCGAGUUCGCUCUCGCCAUGCAUUCCGCGACUACGGUGUCCGACGUGAAGCGCCAGAACUACGAGAUGAGCGCGAAACUGGACGUCAUCCUCGCGCUCUUCAACAAGUUCGCGCCCGAGGACGAGCGCAAGGUUGAGAAGGCAAUCAGCGAGGCCGGUGGCAUCACCACUGCGCGCAAAGACGAUGAGGUCCUCAAGUCCCUCAUCGCGAUCUCCGUCUCGAUGCGCGCUGAUGCACCUGGCGCCGACCCACGACGCGCCGGAGUUCCCGCGCCCGAAGCGCAAGGGCGCGUGGGCGCGGGUGCGGGUGGACGUCGGCAGAUCGUGGGCAAAGGCGCGCGGGGCAAGGACAGCGCAUCGCUCGACGAACUCAAGGCGGAGCUUCGGGAAGACGUCGACGACGCGCUCGAGCGCAACUUCGAGACGUUCACGGGGAAGUUCCAGCUCCAAAUCGGCAUCCUCCAGGACGCUCUCGAGCGGUACAUCCGGGCGGAGAACGAUCGGGUGAUUGACGCGGUCACAGGGGCGAUGGCCAAGGGUCCACACAUGCGCAUUCGCGAUCCGGAGAUGAGGCAGAUCUGGCAUGACAUGAACUGGCGAGGAAGCGUCAAAGCUCGCUCGUUCGUCCUGACAUUACAAGAGUACUAUCGGGAGCUUUUUGACGAAGCGAUUACCGGAAAGGCGUCUAACGAUAGCGACCAGUGGGCCCUUACAUACCUCAGCGUCCCGUGGUUACUCAUGGACAUGCGACCACUGUCGCUCACCUGGAGUAUCCCCCAUUGGAUCGCAUACUGGGCCAUAGGCGCGUCUGCGCUCCAUGCAUGCGCGUGCGUCAUCGAUAUCCGCGACAUCAUUCCGAAGAUUCUCGCGCGAAACCGACGAGAAGGGGACCACUUCCUCAACAACCACUGGACAUGGAUCGCGAAGCUCGUGCAUGGGUUCUUGGUCCCCGACCCUCCCGAUCAGGCGUACGGUUUGAUCGAGAGGUUUCACGAGAUGACUGCUCUGGAGGAGAAUCGCCUACGCGGGAACUUGGAGAAGGUCAAGUACCACAUCGACGCAACCGACACUCUGACUCUCGUGCUCGGACGAAACGCACUGGAAAAGUCUAUUUGCUUCUUUGCAAUGAAGAUGCUCAAUGCUGCUACCGAAGUAGCCCUCACCAAAGGCUGUUUCGAACGCUGCGCGAAUUCAUUCCAUGAGGUUCAGUCUGCGGUCAUCUCGCGUGUAAGCGAGCUGCAGACGCUCUUCGAGCAACAGCACGAACAGUUCGACUGGUGCUACGGGCCAUCCGCUGCGAUGUUGUUGGACAAGACGCCCCACCGCACCAACGGCGCAUGCUUUGUGUGCCUCGACUGCGACGUCGACGACUUUUCCAUCCGGCCCACGUUCUGCUCCCAGCCGGCGUGUCUCCAAGUCGAGAUCCGGGAAAGCCCGGGUACUCGGUUGAACGGUUCGACUCUCAAGAAGCCGCUUGUGCACCUCCCUACGCACGAUCUCCUCAAAGUGCGGACGCCCAUGACUCACCCGGAAUGGAUGGACGUGUGCGGUUCUGCUCAAAUUCGCUUGGAGUUCAUGAGGAACCCGGACAACGGGCCUUCGCUCAGGCCUGAGUCGACUGAAUCAAGCACGGAUACAGCUGCUCCUGCGGAAGAAUCUUCGGGGCUGGACCAAGACGUCCCGGAACCGAGCGACGCCGGCGAGACAGACGAUACUGCGCCCGUCCCAUAUACUUCCCGGCCAGACGAAGCGCAUGAGCCAGAGGCCGUCACGAGCGAGGCCAGCCAGGUUCCCGAAAGCUCACAUCCAACGCCUUCAGCACCAUUGUCAGCCACUCUUGACCCCGUGGCUCUUCCUACAGUCAACGAUCAUGGGACGGUCGUCCAGCUAGACGCUCUCAACCUUCAAGGUAUCGAGACUUCGCCGAUUGAACUUCCCGCGGUCGACGUCCCCGAGAAUUCGUCCACACCGUCGUCACCCCCGGGAUUGGCCGUGUAUGGCUUGCUGACAGAAGUAUACAUGAACGAGUGCUGGCUCUGCAUCACCUGCUUCGGUUCGUCCGAGGAGUCUCUCUUUGGCCUCGAAUCCAUUGACUUCAUUUUGACGCGCCUAUUGACUCCAUAUUUCGUCUGCGACGCGUGCGAGGAGAAGACGCUCAUCCGCUGCCGGGAAUGCAUGCGGCCGUUCCCCCAGCCGAGUGGUUCUACGGCCACAAAAGCGGCGAACACUUUCCUUUCACGCCCGGCCACGACCCCAACGCGCCGGACGACCCGCGCGGGCGACGGUGCGAGCGAGGACGCGCGGACGCAGGCGCGGCGGCUCGCCGCGCUCGAGGACGGGCUCGCGUCGAUGGGCACGCGAUUCGAGCGGCUGGAAGAGCGGCUGGCAGCGCUGCAGCGGGAGUUGGAGGAGCGCGCGGAGCGGCACCAGCACGAGAUAGAGGAGCGGCGGCGCCAACGCGAGUUGGAGGAGCGGCUCGUCGCGCGGUUCAGCGAGAUCCUGGUGCGCGCGCCCGCGGCGGGCAGGACAUCGUAA
Epithele typhae is the source of this 3459-nucleotide messenger RNA. RefSeq lists its product as uncharacterized. The transcript is spliced from 16 exons. The record is from RefSeq and is a predicted model, not a curated record. Bases 1 to 3459 code for a protein of 1152 amino acids. Lineage: Eukaryota; Fungi; Basidiomycota; Agaricomycetes; Polyporales; Epitheliaceae.